UUGGUUUUACUGUGAAUUUUCAGUGUUUUCUUUGAAUUUUCAGUGAUUUUCUCAACUUUGUGUUUUGAUUUCUUGAACAGAAAGAGAUUUAGUGUUCUCGUGAAGUUUUCUUUCUAAGAAUCAAUGUGGAAAUUGCAAGAAAAACAUCAAAGAACAAUCAGAGUGGAAUACGCAAAACGGAAUAACAACAAAGUGAAAUCAACGGAAGUUUUCCAGCUUUUCCGAGCAGCUUGAGCAGUCCAGGAUGAUCCUGAAUAUCUUCUAACAAGUUUUUUUUUAUUUCAAUUUGUGGACUAAAUGAGCAUUCUUUUGGGGAGAAAUUCAUUUGUGGAAGUGUGGAGGUUGUGAUGCGGGUACUCGUGGGCGCCCUGUGACCUCUGACAUGGUGCCCAGCUGGCCGGUACUCCUGCUGCUGACCACAGCUACCAUGGGACAGAAGAUUCAGCUCACGCAGAGGAACAACCACGCCAACAUUUCCGACUUGCUGGACAAUCUGCUGCGUGGCUAUGACAACAGCGUGCGUCCAGAUUUUGGGGGGAAACCAGCUGUAAUUGAAGUUGACAUCAUGGUACGGAGUAUGGGACCAAUUUCCGAAGUGGACAUGACAUACUCAAUGGAUUGCUACUUCCGUCAAUCAUGGGUGGAUCGCAGGCUGGCCUUCCACGGGGCUCAGGACACCCUGGCGCUCAGCAUUUCCAUGUUGGCACGCAUCUGGAAGCCCGACACAUACUUCUACAAUGGAAAGCAGAGCUACCUGCACACCAUCACGACACCCAAUAAAUUUGUGAGACUCCAUCAGGAUGGCAGAGUUCUCUACUCGAGUCGAUUAACCAUCAAAGCUGGAUGUCCGAUGAAUUUGGAGGACUUUCCCAUGGAUGUUCAACGGUGCCCACUUAAAUUUGGUUCAUUCGGCUACACCACCACCGAUGUCGUCUAUCGAUGGAACCAGAAGCGCCAGGUGGCAAUUGCGGAGGAUAUGAAGCUCUCGCAAUUCGAUUUAGUGGAUUGUCCCGCUGAGAAUGUCACAGAUACCGUCCUCCAUGGCGAUACGGCAAAUCAACCCACCCACAAGGCACGAAUCGCUGAAUACUCCAUGCUGUUGGUCAACUUCCAUCUGCAGCGUCACAUGGGGAACUUCCUCAUUCAAGUGUACGGACCAUGCAUCCUGCUCGUCGUGCUCUCGUGGGUGUCCUUUUGGCUGAAUCGUGAAGCAACAGCCGAUAGAGUUUCAUUGGGAAUCACAACAGUCCUCACAAUGACCUUCCUGGGCUUGGAAGCACGCACAGAUCUGCCCAAGGUGCCCUACCCCACGGCUUUGGACUUUUUUGUCUUUCUCUCCUUUGCCUUUAUCUUCGCAACGAUCCUUCAGUUUGCCAUUGUGCACUACUUCACAAAGUAUGGCUCUGGUGAAUGCUACUUCAGCGCUGAAGACUUCAACACGGAUUCAGAGAGCGAAAGCGAUGAUGAGAGGACUCCGUUGAAGAGUGGAGGCGGAGUUAAGGCGAAGCAACAAGCAACGGUUAAUGUUUCAAAUGGCGCCAGUAUGUUUGAGGUUAUCCCCUUGUCUGUGUGCUCUAUCCCCCCAACGCCAACGAAGACAACACGAAGAUCCUUCCUGGAGAUUCUCUGUUGCCGAAAGAGUGUGGAAAAGGACACGAUUUACGCCAUGACACCUAGCCCAGCUGGAACAGUGACCUUCCAAAGAAGCUCCUUUUCUGCAGCAGUUGCCGCUGAAGGAAGCGUCAGGAGGCAGAGGCGGCGCAGACGACAGAUGCCGCGUUUUAAUUCCGUUUCAAAGAUUGAUCGUGCAUCGAGGAUUGUCUUUCCGCUGCUUUUUCUCAUGAUUAAUUUGUUCUAUUGGUAUUCGUACCUCACACGGAGUUCAAGAUUCCCAAAAUCAUCAGCUUUAGGAACUUAAUUUACUUCCAAUUGAAGCGUGAAUGAAACAAGAAAAACUGAAACAGAAGAUCGAAUAAGAUCACAAAAUAAAACAUGGCGAAUUAACGGAAUUUGUUUUUGAAUUUUGUGGAAGUAUUCGCGUGUCCCAUAAUUAUACCCAUUUGGCUGGAAACUUUUAAUUAAUACCUGGAUAAAUAUUGGACAACUCAAUGUAAUAAAAUUGAAAGAUUUUAGAGAAAAAAAUCUUGAUUUAUUAUUUUGCAAAACAAAAAAAAUAAGAGUUUGUACCAUCUAACAUCUCAACGAAUAUAA
Molecule: messenger RNA, 2211 nt
Organism: Lutzomyia longipalpis
Lineage: Eukaryota; Metazoa; Arthropoda; Insecta; Diptera; Psychodidae
Product: gamma-aminobutyric acid receptor alpha-like
Exons: 9
Coding region: 383-1918 (511 amino acids)
Biological process (GO): regulation of membrane potential; chemical synaptic transmission; monoatomic ion transmembrane transport
Cellular component (GO): membrane; neuron projection; synapse
Molecular function (GO): extracellular ligand-gated monoatomic ion channel activity; neurotransmitter receptor activity; GABA-A receptor activity
Source: RefSeq, a predicted model, not a curated record